Messenger RNA from Spinacia oleracea (spinach), 1725 nucleotides. RefSeq lists its product as uncharacterized. Bases 88 to 1449 code for a protein of 453 amino acids. Gene Ontology annotation, cellular component: TRC complex; membrane. The transcript is spliced from 10 exons. Gene Ontology annotation, molecular function: molecular adaptor activity; protein binding. NCBI's taxonomy places the organism in Eukaryota, Viridiplantae, Streptophyta, Magnoliopsida, Caryophyllales, Amaranthaceae. The record is from RefSeq and is a predicted model, not a curated record. Gene Ontology annotation, biological process: post-translational protein targeting to endoplasmic reticulum membrane.
AAUCUCUAAUAAAUAAAAUUCCCAACUUUUUCUUCGACAAAAAAGUUCAUCAUCAAACCACUUCUCACUUCUCAAGUCUUCCCUGUGAUGGCAAACUUGAGGAGUGAUGCUACCACCUCUCGCCGUAUUACCCGUGCUUUCCUCGACUUUCUCGAUUCUGUUGAACCUGCCCCUGGUGUUGAUCUUGAAGGCCUUGAAGUUGCCAAAGAUUGUUUAACAGAAGUCUUCAGACUUCAUCUACUGCCUGAGAGUGAGCGACCAGAACCUAAUUUGUUGCUAAACAUUUUCAGCUCUAGUGAAGAGGCCCGACCCGGAUCAUCUGCACAAAAUAAUGCCUCUGGUGAUUUUUCAGGAACAUCCCGAAACCAGGGAGAUGGCGAAGACAGAGAAAGCAGUGACAUAGGGGCGUCUAAUAGAGAUGAACUUUCUACACAACUUUUGGAUGCAUUAGAGAAAAUGCACUUCUUUACAACACCAGAUGGAGAUGAUGAUCAUUUAUUGAGGGUUAACGCAGUAACCGUGUGUCAAUCGGCUCUCUUUGAUAUGGAAGAUUCUGGAUGUGAGAUGAAUCGAAAAAACCUGGCUGAUACUCUAAAAACACAAGGCAACAAAGAUGUGCAAUCUAGUAAUUACGAGGACGCUAUUAUUCGGUAUACUUCUGCUAUUGCUCUCUGUGAAAAUGCAGUGUACUACUGUAACAGAGCAGCUGCUUAUACUCAGAUGCGCAAAUACGACGAAGCUAUUAAAGAUUGCCUUAAAUCCAUUGAAAUUGACCCAAAUUAUAGCAAGGCAUACAGUCGGUUGGGUCUUGCGUAUUAUGCACAAGGGAAGUAUAGUGACGCAAUCAAUAAAGGCUACAAAAGAGGUCAGUAUGCCUUGGAAUUGGAUCCUAAUAGCAAUGCUGUUAAAGAAAAUAUCCGGGUGGCUGAGCAGAAAUUGAAUGAAGAACAAGAGCAAACACGUAGGAAUCAGGACCACCCUACCGGAUCAUCUGGUAACCAAGCUGCACCACCACCAUCUUUUUCGUCUGUAUCAUUUGACGCCGGUACUAUUCCUGCCAAUCUUCCUGCCAAUUUCGCGAGCAUGUUCUCCAACAUUGCGGGAAAUGCAUCUCAAAACCAGACUAGGCAAGGUGAAGCCAAUCACGAGACCCGUUCCCCAUUCGGGUCAAGUACCUUUGACAGCAAUGCUAUUCCCUCAGAAAUGGCAAGCAUGUUCAUGAACAUGGCAGGUAGUGCAUUUCAGGGACAACAACAGGAUUCUCAGAGCAACCAUGAAAAUGGAGUCCCAAACUUUGCUAGUAUGUUCAUGAAUAUGGCUGGACAAGGCCAACCACAGGGUGCCCACACAGUUGUUGAUGAUGAUGAUGGCACAGAAACAAGAACAGGACAAAGGAGUUUUAGUUUCAACUUUGAUAUUGAUGGUAAUGGAAGACCUACCUCAAGAUAAACUGCAUUGGAUUUGGAAGUAGACCUGUCAAAAGUCGACUUGACCCGAAACCCGACCCGAAAUUACUGGGUCUUGAACAAGAAUUGUGUGUAACCCGAUUUUAUCCGAACCCGGACAACCCGAAAAGUAAUGGGUCAAAACCUGACCGACAUUCAAUAUGUUCAAUAUGUUCUUGUUAUCUAUGUUUCUUUUUGGUAUACUGGAAGUAGACCUGUCAAAAAAUCGACCCGACCUGAAAUUAUUUUUGUCUUGAAUAAGAUUUUGUGAUUUGUAACC